AUGGCCAGAAAGUUCUUCGUCGGAGGCAACUGGAAAUGCAACGGAACUGCUGAGGAGGUGAAGAAGAUUGUGAACACUCUUAACGAAGCUCAAGUACCAUCACAGGAUGUUGUAGAGGUUGUGGUUAGCCCUCCAUAUGUUUUUCUUCCUCUGGUUAAGAGCACAUUGAGGCCGGACUUCCAUGUUGCCGCACAAAAUUGUUGGGUUAAGAAAGGAGGUGCUUACACUGGUGAAGUGAGUGCUGAGAUGCUUGUGAACUUGGAUAUCCCAUGGGUUAUCCUUGGUCACUCUGAAAGGAGGGCAAUCCUCAAUGAAACCAACGAGUUCGUCGGAGACAAGGUUGCCUAUGCACUUGCUCAAGGUUUGAAAGUGAUUGCUUGUGUUGGUGAGACUCUUGAGCAACGGGAGGCUGGUUCGACCAUGGAUGUUGUUGCUGCCCAGACUAAAGCUAUUGCUGAUCGGGUAUCAGACUGGACCAAUGUUGUCAUAGCCUAUGAACCAGUGUGGGCUAUUGGAACCGGAAAGGUCGCUAGCCCAGCCCAAGCUCAAGAAGUACAUGAUGAGCUGAGGAAAUGGCUUGCAAAGAACGUCAAUGCUGACGUCGCUGCUACAACCCGCAUCAUUUAUGGAGGAUCCGUCAAUGGUGGUAACUGCAAGGAGCUAGGUGGUCAAGCCGAUGUAGAUGGUUUCUUGGUUGGUGGUGCUUCUCUAAAGCCCGAGUUUAUAGACAUCAUUAAGGCUGCAGAGGUGAAGAAAACCGCGUAA
This is a messenger RNA of Arabis nemorensis, 765 nucleotides long. The record is from the annotation of a GenBank genome assembly. Lineage: Eukaryota; Viridiplantae; Streptophyta; Magnoliopsida; Brassicales; Brassicaceae.